GCCCUCUGCCUGUGAGCCCGGUCGCUGCAGCUUCAGGCCGGUGGAGAGUAAACAGGCCGCGAUGGCUGGAACUGCUUUAAAAAGAUUAAUGGCUGAAUAUAAACAGCUGACUUUGAAUCCUCCGGAGGGAAUUGUGGCAGGGCCGGUUAAUGAAGAGAACUUCUUUGAGUGGGAGGCUCUUAUUAUGGGUCCUGAGGAUACGUGUUUUGAAGGCGGAGUUUUUCCAGCGAUUCUCAGUUUUCCGUCAGAUUACCCCCUCAGCCCUCCCAAGAUGAAAUUCACCUGCGACAUGUUUCACCCCAACAUUUAUCCAGACGGACGAGUGUGUAUUUCGAUCCUGCAUGCUCCCGGUGACGACCCGAUGGGCUAUGAGAGCAGUGCUGAGAGAUGGAGUCCAGUACAGAGUGUCGAGAAGAUCCUCCUGUCUGUGGUCAGCAUGCUCGCAGAGCCGAAUGAUGAGAGUGGAGCGAACGUUGACGCAUCCAAGAUGUGGCGAGAGGACCGAGAGCAGUUCAACCGGCUCGCCAAGCAGAUCGUUCGCAAAUCCCUCGGCCUCUGAUCUCAUACUCAACCAUACCCCCUCAAACCACCUCCAAACCCCAUCCCAGACUCCCCCACACCCCCUUUAAACCCCACUCCAAUCCCCCCUCAAACCACCUCUAAAUCCCCCACUCAAUCUAUAUUACCCUUAUAACCCCUCAUCUCACUCAGCACUUUAUCUCAACCAGGUUUCUGUCCUUCUCCCACUGGAUGGAUAGAUGGAUGGAGGGAUGGAUGGAGGAAGGAGUGACUUGCUGAAAAGAAAGUGAAGCUCCUACAUCAGUGGACUUUCAGUCAUUCUCAGCAUGAGGACUUCAGAGAACCCAAGGCAGCAUUUGAACUUCUUUCGUCUUCUUUCUGGACUGAAGGACGGAAUCGUCUUUUCUUCGUUUCCAUGAAGAUGUAAAAAUUAUGGAUGUUAUUCAGUCUGAAUGCUGUAACUGCAUGUUUAAGUUAGAGCUCAAUAUUAAAAUGAUUAAAUCUAUAUUCUUAUGACAGAA
Messenger RNA from Colossoma macropomum (tambaqui), 1040 nucleotides. RefSeq names its product ubiquitin-conjugating enzyme E2G 2 (UBC7 homolog, yeast) (gene ube2g2). Gene Ontology annotation, cellular component: cytosol; endoplasmic reticulum. The coding region runs from base 62 to 559 and encodes 165 amino acids. The record is from RefSeq and is a predicted model, not a curated record. The transcript has 6 exons. NCBI's taxonomy places the organism in Eukaryota, Metazoa, Chordata, Actinopteri, Characiformes, Serrasalmidae.